Molecule: messenger RNA, 276 nt
Organism: Cercopithifilaria johnstoni
Lineage: Eukaryota; Metazoa; Nematoda; Chromadorea; Rhabditida; Onchocercidae
Source: the annotation of a GenBank genome assembly
AUGGGAGGUUCACAAUCACAAUCAUAUGAUUUGAGCAAUGAAUCGAUAAAAUCAGUGCAGGAUAAGCAGGAUAUUGUUCCCAGCAAUAAUGUUGUCGAUGGCAUACUCCUUCAUAUUACUUCUGCUGAAAGCUCAAACAUUUUGCCAAAUGAACAGAAAUUGAAACGAAUACAUCCGCCAGAGGACAUACCACUGACAUCAGAAGAAAUACCAGUGGAGAAUAUAUCCGUAAUAAAAAUAUCCAUUCCCAAAAUAGCCGAAACAACUGUUGAAUAA